This is a messenger RNA of Rotaria sordida, 614 nucleotides long. NCBI's taxonomy places the organism in Eukaryota, Metazoa, Rotifera, Eurotatoria, Philodinida, Philodinidae. The record is from the annotation of a GenBank genome assembly.
UAACAUUAUAUGGUAUUUCUCAAAAUCCAAUUACAAAUGAAAUUUUUAUAGUAACUGAAUUAAUGGAAAAUGGAGAUUUAAAAACAUGGUUAAAAAAUUUACCAAAUUUACCGGAAUAUUCUACAUUAUUACGAUUUUCAAGAGAUAUUUCAAGUGGUAUGACUUAUUUAGAAUAUCGUAAUUAUGUUCAUCGUGAUUUAGCAUGUCGAAAUAUUCUUCUUGGUACAAAUGGAAAUCUUAUUAAAAUUGCUGAUCUUGGAUUAUCAAUUAUGAUAGAUACAGAUCAACGUCAAGAAGCUCAUUCAGAAAAAUUACCAAUUCGUUGGUUAGCACCUGAAUUACUUGAUAAUCAAGCUGCUUAUUCGAUUAAAUCAGAUGUAUGGUCAUUUGGUAUUCUAUUGAUUGAACUUUGGUUAAAAGGUGGAGAUCCUUAUGGUGAUCAACAUCUAACAUGGAUUUCAUCUGCUGUUAGUACUGGAUAUGUUCAUGAAAAACCAUCAGAUUGUCCUGUUGAAUUUUAUGAAUCUAUAAUAUGUCAAUGUUUGAAAUUUAAAGCAAAUGAUCGACCAAGUUUUACAGCUUUGAGACAAUUGUUAGAAAUAUGGCAAUGUUAA